Molecule: messenger RNA, 4199 nt
Organism: Austrofundulus limnaeus
Lineage: Eukaryota; Metazoa; Chordata; Actinopteri; Cyprinodontiformes; Rivulidae
Product: S1 RNA-binding domain-containing protein 1
Biological process (GO): translation; nucleobase-containing compound metabolic process
Molecular function (GO): structural constituent of ribosome; mRNA binding
Source: RefSeq, a predicted model, not a curated record
GCUUGUAUAUCGUAAAAGAAUAGCUUUACAUAGGCGAAACUUCGGUAUAAAAGUACAAUUGUUUAGUUAGACUCUAUCGUACAGGAAAAUGGUGCCACUAAUGAAAAAUGCCAUGUUGUAGUGUUAAUGACUUUGGUAGCCACAAAAAAGCGGAAUUUUUCAAAUAAGCUAACCUUCGUGACAGUCAGCUAACAAGACAAGUCAAAGCUUUAUUGUAAAACAAGCUUUCUACCUUUUCUGAUUGAAAAUGAUGAGAAAACCCAGAGCCACAACAGCCAAAGUUUCAAACUACAACGAAAAUGAAAGUCUGGACUCAGAGUUGUCUUUUCGUCAUGCAUCCAGUAUUGAUGAUGAGGAUGCCGACGAGUGGAGGCCUCCAGAGCCAAAACCUCCCAGCAAGACUGCCAGAAGCACUGCAGCCGGGACGAAGAAAGCAGCCGCCAAGAGAACGACUAAACCAAAAGCUCCCAAAGAACCUAAAGUGUCUCAAAAUCCUAAACAACGUGUAUCACGGAAACCUAACGCAGACCAAAAAAAUCCAGUCUCCAAACUAAAUAAUUCUACUGUAUCUUCGUUAGUUGGGACAAAGAGAAAACAGUCUGAGAGGUUUGAUGACAAUAAAGACAAUACAGAGUCUGGCAGUCCAGAAGAAGGAAGGGUUGGCGAGAGUGGUUCCAAUAUUAGAAUGAAGGCAGAGAGGGUGUCGUUUAUUGUGUCAGAAGCCCACGGGACAGAUGAAUUGGCUGGUGAAGGGUCAUCACGAGCUGGGUUUCAGGUAAAGAAAGAAGAAGCAGAAGCAGCGGAGGACGACUUUACGUUUGAUGAGUCUUGUUUAAAAAGACGGAAGACCGAUGACACCAACCAGGGACAACGGGCAACUUUACCAGAGUCCAAAGCACAGCCACUGAGGAAUGAACUCAUGAUGAACUGGGAUAUGACAGAGCUACUUUCCACCCUGGCAUGUGCAGAAAAAUGGGUUUGCAGAAAUAUCAUUACGCUGCUACUUGAGGAAAAUACAGUUCCCUUUAUAGUGCGCUACCGCAAAGAGAUGAUCAACCACAUGGAUGCGGAUGCUGUCCGGGAUGUCAAGAUGUUAUAUGAAGAGUUAUGUUCUCUCGCCAAAAAGACUCAGUCUGUGAUUCAAACCCUAAGAAAGGAUGGUGUUCUGACAUCUGAGUUGGAGCAAAGUCUUAGGAGCUGCCGAUCAGCCGAUGAACUGGAUCAUGUGUAUACCCCAUAUAAAAAAGGCAGCAAGCUCACUAAAGCUCGCAGGGCCAAAGCAUUGGGCCUGGAAGAGGCUGCCACUGCACUGAUGAACACUCCACACAACCUGGAUCUAAGUACAUGGGUAAAACCUGGUACUGAAGGUUUAUCAUCUGUGGAAGAAGUGGCCACAGGUGUGGAGCAUAUCUUGGCAGAUAUGAUAGCCAAAGACCCCGAGACACUCACUCACAUUAAGACAUUAUGUGAAAAAAACUUUGUGACCAUCCAGUCAUCUGUGUCUAAGUCUGCACUAAAGGAACAGGAACAAACACAGUCCACCCAAGGCCACAGCAAAACAGGAGCUGAGAAAAACAAGGACAUUGACAAGUUUCAACUCUAUUUUGACUUCACUUGCAAUAUCCAGCGCAUCCAAUCCCAUCAGACGCUGGCCAUUAACCGAGGGGAGAAUCUGAAGGUUUUGACGGUGAAGGUAAACAUUCCAGACAGAGUGAAGAACGACUUCACUUGGUGGUGCUUGAACAACAGGUGGAGGCCAAAAACAUUUGCAAGACAAAAUCUUCAGGCAAUCAUUAGAAAUGCAGUCGAAGACUCUUAUAAAAGGCUUAUUCUACCUUUCCUCACAAGGAGCUACAGGACUAAGCUAACAAGUGCAGCAGAAAAGGAGUCGAUUGCCAUGUUUGUGCGGAACCUCCGCCAGCGCUUGUUGGUGUGUCCAGUCAGAGGUUGUGUCAUCAUGGGAGUGGAUCCUGGCUUCAGACAUGGCUGUAAACUGGCUAUUCUCUCCCCCACAAGUCAGAUUCUUCAUACAGAUGUUGUGUACUUGCAUAAUUCAGGACAACAAAGAGAAGCAGAGAAAUUGCGCCACCUAAUGAUCAAAUACAGCUGCACCAAAGUUGUUAUUGGCAAUGGGACUGCUUGCCGUGAAACAGAGUCCUUCUUUGCUGACCUAAUUUCCAGACGUUUUUUUCACCCUUUGGAUGUGUCUUACUGUAUAACCAAUGAGGCAGGUGCAUCAAUUUAUAGCGUGAGUCCUGAAGCGGUCAAAGAGAUGCCAGACAUGGACCCAAACCUCAGAAGUGCAGUGUCCAUUGGAAGACGUGUUCAAGAUCCCCUGGCUGAGCUUGUGAAGAUUGAUCCGAAACACAUAGGCAUCGGAACAUAUCAGCACGAUGUGUCAGCCGGAGCUUUGAAGGCAGCGCUGGACGGAGUGGUGCAGGAGUGUGUGAGCUUUGUGGGGGUGGACAUCAACACCUGCUCUGAGAUAUUGAUGAGGCAUGUAGCAGGCCUAAAUGCUGGUCGAGCUCGGAAUAUUGCAGAGUGGAGAGAGAAGAACGGUUCUUUCAUCAACAGAGAGCAACUUAAACUGAUCAAAGGCAUGGGACCAAAAAGUUUCCAACAAUGUGCUGGCUUCAUUAGAAUCAACCCUCAAACGAUAAAUAGUGUCAAACCCUCAUCCCAAUCUGCACCAGCAGUACCAGAGAAACCAGUGGCCAAGAAGGGCAAAGGAAAGACUGGAACUAACAUACCAACCUCAUUAAACCCUCUGGACCAAACCUGUAUACACCCAGAGUCCUACCAUGUGGCGCAGAGAUUUCUGACCCUUGUCGGUGGGACUGUGGAUCAAAUUGGGAGCACAGAUCUGCGUUUCUGUGUGGAGAACAAGGUCAAAACGAGCUGCGUUGAAGAACUGGCCAAGACAGUAGAUACCACACCCGAGACCCUCAGACUUAUCAUGGAUGGCCUUACACAACCUCCCGGGUUUGACAUUCGACAAAAUUUCGGACAAGAGGAUUUUAAGCGAGGCAUUGUUUCAAUAAGUGAUCUACAAGUUGGUGCAGUGCUGACAGGCCGGGUGGACAACACUGCUUUGUUUGGAGCUUUUGUAGACGUUGGUGUAGGACGCUCAGGCCUCAUCCAUAAGAACAAGAUCACUCUGGACAAACUACCUGCCAGCCAGCGGCGUCGCAGCUUGGCUUUGGGGCCUGGGGAGCGUGUUGAGGUCCYGGUCCUCAAUGUUGAUGUCCAAAGGGGAAGGAUUGGGCUGGACCUGAUCAGGGUCCUUCAAUAGAUUCCCAUCAUCCCUUUCUGCAUUUGUUACUGGUUAUGUCAAAAAUAAUAAACAUGCAAGGAAAAUAGAUGGGGAGACCGGUGACGUCACCUUCCAAGAUGGCUGCUUGAGCCGACUACUCCUCCGGUAAAUCUUAAUUCGACCCCCAUUAUUUGCCAAAUAUAACGAAAAAUGAGUAAAAUUGAGUCGGUAAGGGGGUCUAGAAUGGGGAAAAGGACGGAAAUAGGAAAACCACGAAUGAAGACUUAGCACAAGAAAGAAAGACGGCAACUAGCUCACCAACUCACCAGCACCUCGACGAAGCUAAUGCUAAUCAGCUUCCCGCUGACGCGACAGAACUAACGCAAAUUCUGGGUGAGUUACGGGACUUUCGAAAAGAUAUGAAACAACAGUUCGAUGACAUUAAGUCAGAACUCAUCAACGUACACCGGAAAAUUAAGGAGACGGAGGACCGAGUUGAUUCGAUGGAGGAGCGGGCAGUGAACAUGGAGCYGAUAUUGAGCAAGAUGGCCGAACUAAUUACCCAGCAACAAGAAAAACUGCUCGACCAGGAAGGGAGAUCACGAAGAGAAAACAUUCGGAUAUACAACGUGCCAGAGGGAGCAGAAGGAUCAUCGGUGAGAGAUUUUGUGGAAAAAUUACUCAAGGACACCCUAGAGCUCGAACCAAGUAUGGAAUUGGACAUUGAGAGAGCCCACCGAGUGCUGGCUCCGCCACCGGCUGGGGACAGAAACAACAGGCCAAGAUCCAUUGUUGUUAAUCUUCUCCGCAGCAGAACCAAGGAAGAGAUUUUACGGUAAGCGUGGGGGAAGAAAGGUGUACUUCUACACGGGAAACCGAUAUAUUUUGAUCAUGAUUAUCCUCCCACAGUGCUGCAGAAACGUGAAGAAUACUUGGAGGCUAAACG